Molecule: messenger RNA, 4621 nt
Organism: Manis javanica (Malayan pangolin)
Lineage: Eukaryota; Metazoa; Chordata; Mammalia; Pholidota; Manidae
Source: RefSeq, a predicted model, not a curated record
GAAGGCCGAAGGCGGGGCGGGGAGAGAAGGUCGCGGCGCGUGCGUGCGUGCAUGCGUGGCCACGGCACGCCGUGCGCGAGGCGGAUGUCCGGACCGGCUGGGCCGGGGCCGCGGACAAGAUGGCGGAAGGCGGAGGCUGCCCUGAGCGGCCGGAUGCGGAGACCCAGAAAUCCGAGCUCGGAGCCCUAAUGAGGACCACGCUCCAGCGAGGGGCGCAGUGGUAUCUUAUUGACAGCCGAUGGUUCAAGCAAUGGAAGAAAUAUGUGGGCUUCGACAGCUGGGACAUAUACAGCGUGGGCGAACACAACGUGUUUCCUGGCCCCAUAGAUAACUCUGGACUCUUUGCAGAUACUGAGAGUCAGACCUUAAAAGAACAUUUAAUUGAUGAAUUGGACUAUGUACUGGUCCCAGCUGAAGCCUGGAAUAAGUUAUUGACCUGGUAUGGCUGUGUAGAGGGCCAGCAGCCAAUUGUCAGAAAAGUGCUGGAGCAUGGCCUGUUCGUCAAGCACUGCAAGGUAGAGGUGUAUUUGCUGGAACUGAAGCUCUGUGAGAAUGGCGAUCCCACCAAAGUGUUGAGUUGCCAUUUCAGCAAGGCAGAUACCAUCGCAACCAUCGAGAAGGAGAUGCGGAAGCUGUUCAACAUUCCUGCAGAGCGUGAGACGCGGCUCUGGAACAAGUACAUGAGCAACACCUACGAGCAGCUGAGCAAGCUGGACAGCACUGUGCAGGAUGCCGGGCUGUACCAGGGUCAGGUGCUAGUGAUCGAGCCCCAGAAUGAAGACGGCACGUGGCCCAGGCAGACCCUGCAGGCAAAAGUAAGCGCUGAGCCUAGCAGUCUUUCUACCUCUCAGAAAUCAUCAGCAAGUCCCUGUUCCUCAAGGUCUGCCUCUCCCGUGGCGAACGGUGAUGGCUCAGGGAGCGCGGGGAUGCACGGCUCCGGCAUCAGCAGGGGGGGAUCUGGCCUCUCUGCUGCAUGUAAUCGGCAGGAGCCCUCGUCGGCUCAUGUGCAGCCUGGGCUCUGUGGACUUGGAAACCUGGGGAACACGUGCUUCAUGAACUCCGCCUUGCAGUGCCUGAGCAACACCGCACCCCUGACCGACUACUUCCUGAAGGAUGAGUACGAGGCUGAGCUCAACAGAGACAACCCCCUGGGCAUGCAGGGCGAGAUCGCAGAGGCCUACGCAGAGCUCAUAAAGCAGAUGUGGUCUGGACGGGAUGCUCACGUGGCACCGCGCAUGUUCAAAACCCAAGUGGGACGUUUUGCCCCUCAGUUUUCUGGCUACCAGCAACAAGACUCUCAGGAGCUAUUAGCCUUCCUUCUAGAUGGAUUGCAUGAAGAUCUGAACCGAGUGAAAAAGAAGCCCUACCUGGAGCUGAAGGAUGCUAAUGGGCGGCCAGACGCGGUGGUAGCAAAGGAAGCCUGGGAGAACCACAAGCUGAGAAAUGACUCUGUGAUUGUGGACACGUUCCAUGGCCUCUUCAAGUCGACUUUGGUUUGCCCAGAAUGUGCUAAGGUUUCUGUGACCUUUGACCCGUUUUGCUAUCUAACUCUCCCACUGCCCUUGAAAAAGGACCGGGUCAUGGAGGUCUUCCUGGUUCCUGCUGACCCUCGCUGCAGACCCACCCAGUACCGCGUGACUGUGCCACUGAUGGGGGCCGUGUCUGACCUGUGCGAGGCGCUCUCCGAGCUGGCUGGCGUUGCCGCGGAAAACAUGGUGGUCACAGAUGUGUACAAUCACCGGUUCCACAAAAUCUUCCAGAUGGGUGAAGGUUUAAACCACAUCAUGCCUCGGGAUGACAUUUUUGUGUACGAGGUCUGCAGCAGCCCCUUGGACGGCUCUGAGUGUGUCACGCUUCCAGUGUACUUCCGGGAAAGGAAGGCCAGGCCAUCCAGCGCAUCUUCCGGGGCAGUGCUGUAUGGGCAGCCACUGCUGGUUUCUGUCCCCAAGCACAAGCUGACCCUCGAGUCUUUGUACCAGGCUGUUUGUGAGCGAAUCAGCCGCUACGUAAAACAGCCUUUGCCUGAUGAAUUUGGGAGCUCACCCUGGGAGCCAGGGGCCUGCAAUGGCUCCAGGGGCGGCUGUGAAGGAGAGGAUGGAGAAGAGAUGGGGCAUCAGGAAGAAGGCGGAGCGCGGCUUUCAGGGCUGGAGGGCAGCGGGGAGGGCGUGCCGGGGAGCAGCCGCUGCGAGGCCGCCCGCAAGAGCCAAGGCCCGCCCUGCCCAAAGAGGCUCUUCGCCUUCAGCCUGGUGAGCGCCUACGGGACAGCGGACGUGGACUCCCUUGUGACUGAUGGGAAACUGCUUAAACUCAACCCUCGAUCCACACUGGCCAUCGACUGGGACAGCGAGGCCCGGAGCCUUUAUUACGACGAGCAGGAAUCUGAGGCCUAUGAGAAGCAUGUGAGCAUGCUGCAGCCUCAGAAGAAGAAGAAGGCCGCGGUGGCUCUGAGGGACUGCAUCGAGCUCUUCACCACCAUGGAGACCCUUGGGGAGCACGACCCCUGGUACUGCCCCAGUUGUCAGAAGCACCAACAGGCCACGAAGAAGUUUGACCUGUGGACCUUGCCGAAAAUCCUUGUGGUACACCUCAAACGCUUCUCCUACAGCAGAUACUGGAGGGAUAAGCUCGACACGGUCGUGGAGUUCCCAGUCAGGGCCCUGAACAUGUCCGAGUUUGUCUGUGACCCGUCAGCGCGGCCCUACGUGUAUGACCUCGUCGCUGUGUCCAACCACUAUGGAGCCAUGGGGGUCGGUCACUGAAAUCACUUGAAACUGGGAAAAAGCUUCUUGCAUAAAGAUACUUACCUAUUUAAAACCGUGGAAGUUAUUACUGGCGUUGGUGCCCAGUGGCUGCCGCUGCCGCCCAGCUGCUUGAUGGAGGGCACACAGCCCCUGCAGAGUGGAAUUGCUCCUGACAUGGGUGCCCUUGAAACGCCAUCAAAAAUAGCCACACAAAGUCACGCCGUCACAAGAGGUGGUGACACAGCUACAUCACAAACAGGGAAGAGACACCAGAAUCUUCCUUCUUCUCCUUGUUCUUUGUUUUCUAAAGUCUCUGUCAUGUGUGGGUUUGCUCUUCAGUGAAAAGACCUCGUACAUCUUGUUACUCGCUUACGGGAAGGUGGUGCGGGUAGUGGUGAAGCGAGCAGUGGGUGUCUGCCUGCUCCCUCUGCCGCACCUGCACUGUGCCCACUGCCACCCCUCCCGGGGUCAGGGCCCCAGGAGGUGACACACCACGGGAGGCACCAGUGACCUUUACUUGCGCAGUGGGCGAUGGAACUGCCCGCAGCCCUGAUGUUCUCCCCUGCCGUGCCGACCUCUUUUUGUUGGCCUAACACUGCCCCUGCCCCUCCAUUCUUACUGUGUCACCUCCUGUCUCCAGAAGGCUGCUCAGUCUCAGCUCUCAUGUCUACAUUCCAGGACAUGAGAAGUAGGGGAGAAAGGGCACCACCUUCUCUUCUAAGCAUGCCUCCCAGAAGUCCCCCUCAGCUCUUCCCCACACACUUCAUUGACUAUAAUGCCACAUGGCUGCCUCCAGCUGUACAUGAGGCUGGGAAAUAAAAAUUGGUCUUGUUUGAAAACCAGGGGUCUACUGGAGUGGCUGUUAGCAGUUCGACCACACCAUGCCCUGAAGCACUUACUCUUCAGCUGUUUCCUCCCCAAAUUCAUUUUGAUACCUGUUCAUUCAUGAAUAAAUACAUUCCUUCUUGACUGCCAUGGUAGCAUGUAGACAUACCAGUCAGGCAAGUUUCUUAGCUCUGUGUGUGUCAUUUUUCCCCUUCAUGAGGUCAGGCCCUUGUUUAAGGGCCCCCAGUGGGAACUCCAGGACAGAGAGCCACCAGUGCACAGACUGGGGGCGGCCCUCAGCACCUUCUGUGUCACCUUCUCCUGCCUUCCUUACCCACACGUUCUGCAGCAAACACUGGAGCGACAGACAGCUCCACAGCUCGCCCAGAGCCACACGCAGGCGGGGACUGCAGACCCCCGCUAGCUCCUGCCGUGUUGUAUUAGAGUGUGGGCAGAGCGGGAAUUGGACAUCGCUGCUGGGACUGCUGUUGUAAAUACAUCCUGCUUGGAAAUAGUGCAGAAUCAAGAUGGGAAAUGUUGGCUGUGGGACGUGAGGAAUUGAGACUUCUGACACACAGUUUUAGAGAAGAUAAAGUAAGCCUGCUUGUCCACGUCCCAGUCUACAAACCCAAGUGCCCGCUGUGUCCCCACCAGGAUCGCCCUUCUGCCUGGACAGGGCGGGUGCCUUCGAUGUGGCGUGAUCUUUGGAGAUCUGUAGUUUAACUUGGGUCUGAACGUGUCAGUUCCCGUAUGUCCCCUGGUCAGGGUUACUGCUCACAGCCACCCUGAGGGCUGACACCAGCUUUCUCUGCUUUUUGAAUUAGUUCCCCAAAAUCUGUGUAAGCCUGAGACCCCACAGCUCCAUUUUUACUUUUUUAGAAGGAACAGGUUUUUUUAAAAGGAUGAGAUACCUUUGGGUCGUUAGGACACCAGCUGUAAGUUACGUUUGACCUCAGGGUCUUUGGUUUUUCCCUUUCGGGGGUUCUGUCGUUCAUCGCAGGCCCACAGGCCCGCCAGGGCUCUCUGCUGGCCACUGCUCAUGUCCUCUGUUGGCC